AUGACCAUCGACAAGCCGCACGUCGUUGUUGUCGGUGCCGGCAUCGUCGGCGCCUCCAUCGCCUGGCACCUGGCGGCCCGGCACGGCCAGACCGUCACGGUCACGGUGGUGGCGCCCGACAUGGACCGCGGCGGCACGGCCACGCCCAACUCGUUUGCCUGGCUCAACGCCAACUUCGACAACGCCCGGCCCUACUUUGACGUCCGCCACCGCUCCAUGGCGCACUGGAAAGACCUCAUCAGCGCCGUGCCCGGCCUCGCCGAACUGGCCCGCUGGAACGGCACCGUCCAGUGGCAGCAGGACGAGGCGGACCUCGCGCGCUGCAUCGAGCAGCACGCGCGCUGGGGCUACCCGGCGGCGCGCAUCACCAACGCCGAGGUCCUGCGCCGCGAGCCGUGGCUGGCCGACGCCGGCCUGCCCGCCUGGGGCUGGGCGGCCGCGCUGCCGGGCGAGGGCAGCAUGGAGCCGGCGCGGGCGGCGCGGGCGAUGGUGGCCGACGCGCGGGCCCACGGCGCCGCGGUGCGCGAGGCGACCGUGGAGCGCUUGUUGCUCGAGGGCGACAGGGUUGUCGGCGUCGUGCUCCCGUCGGGCCACGGCUCCAUCGAGGGACCGCAUAUGCGCCAGACCGUCGAGGGCCGCGUCAUUGCCGGCCGCCACUACUCGGGCGACAGCCCCACCGCGGACCCAGACGCCGAGGCCCACGUCUUUUUCAGCAACGUGCAGGCCAUGUUCCGCUCCGAGCUCGACGGCGUGCCCUGCCCGCCCCUGGAACUCGACUUUUACACCGUCGGCCACCGGCCCGACCCCGACGACGGCCUGUCCAUUCUGGGGGACAGCGGGACGCCGGGACUGACGCUGGCCGUGAUGCACUCGGGCGUCACGCUGGCCGCCUUUGUCGGCCAGACCCUGGCCGAUUUGGUGGCCACGGGCACAAGGGACAAGGCGUCGGAGCAGUUUUCGCUGUCACGCUUCAAGGUGUAG
This is a messenger RNA of Sporothrix brasiliensis 5110, 981 nucleotides long. RefSeq names its product fructosyl peptide oxidase. The transcript has a single exon. The coding region runs from base 1 to 981 and encodes 326 amino acids. Gene Ontology annotation, molecular function: oxidoreductase activity. NCBI's taxonomy places the organism in Eukaryota, Fungi, Ascomycota, Sordariomycetes, Ophiostomatales, Ophiostomataceae. The record is from RefSeq and is a predicted model, not a curated record. Gene Ontology annotation, cellular component: cytoplasm.